AUGGUGAUAACCGAUUCCGUCGCGGGGCCAGCGACUCACAGUCAACCUUCACGCAAAGGCAAGAAAGCGUGGCGAAAAAAUGUCGACAUCACCCAAAUUGAAGACGGACUCAAUGUUGUCCGCGACGAAAUUAUCCGAGGCGGUGUCGUGUCUGAGAAAACUGCGGAUCAGCUCUUCGCGACCGACGUUGUAGGAGAUGCCGAGAUCGAAAAGCAACUCCGUGGCAAGAAGCUACUGCGAGCCGACGAGAUUCUCGCGCAACGCUCAGCUGUAGCUGGCCUGGACGGCAGGAAGCGUAAAGCGGAGCUGGAGGUUGUGCCCACACUAGGAAAGAAACAGAAGAAUGGGCAAUACAUAUCACAUAAGGAUUUACAGAGACUACGGCGCAUCGCAGAUAACCGUAUAUCGCUGGAAGGCGAAGCUGCUACACAUGAUCCUUGGGCACAAACCGCGGACCCAGCUGUACGCCCCGAACUCGAUUUCCUAGAGCCACCAAAGCCGAUCGUGGCACCUAAAACCCUCGCACACGCUCCCAUACCUUUGACAGCCAGCGGGAAAGCCGUCGCAAGUGUUCAAAAGCCGGAGGGAGGCAGGUCAUACAACCCGCUGGUUGGUGAUUGGUCAGCAUUGCUACAGAAAGAAGGUGAAGCAGCGGUCGCAGCGGAGAAAGAUCGUCUAGCACUUGAAGCCGCAGAGGCAGAACGAGAAGCUCGACUAGAGGCCGAAGCUGCGAAGGUAGACGCGCAGGAAAGAGACGCCGAUCAGUACGCAACCGACUAUGACAGCGAAUGGGACGGUAUACAAUCUGAAGGCGAGCGGGAAGUGUUCACAGCGAAACCCCGACCACGAAAGACAACCCAGGAACGCAACAAGGUCAAAGCACGCAAGGAGCGUGAAGCAAAAGAGAAAUGGGAGCGGAACCAGCGCAUUCGCGACGCAGAGCAAAACCGCAUCAAGCAAAUCGCCAAAGAAGUCUCUGCUCGUGACAAAGUUCAACGACCAGGCACUCUGAUCCGGACCACCUCCAACGGCUCCGAUUCUGACUCGGAUGCCCCUGACGUUUCUUUGCCUCGCCGUCGCUUCGGUAAAAUUGACGUCCCCGACGCUCCGCUCGAGGUUGUGUUGCCCGAAGAUCUCCAGGACUCCUUGCGAAGGUUAAAGCCGGAGGGCAAUCUCCUUACGGAUCGAUAUAGAAACCUGCUCAUCAAUGGCAAGGUCGAGGUCAGGAAAAAGCUGGGCCAGCAGAAGAAGAAGCAGACGUACGCGAGGGAGAAGUGGACGUACAAGGACUUCAAAUUGAAGUAG
Messenger RNA from Dissoconium aciculare CBS 342.82, 1305 nucleotides. Its product is annotated as P60-like protein. Bases 1 to 1305 code for a protein of 434 amino acids. The record is from RefSeq and is a predicted model, not a curated record. The transcript has a single exon. Gene Ontology annotation, biological process: ribosomal large subunit assembly; rRNA processing. NCBI's taxonomy places the organism in Eukaryota, Fungi, Ascomycota, Dothideomycetes, Mycosphaerellales, Dissoconiaceae. Gene Ontology annotation, molecular function: 5S rRNA binding. Gene Ontology annotation, cellular component: nucleolus.